Molecule: messenger RNA, 330 nt
Organism: Acaulospora colombiana
Lineage: Eukaryota; Fungi; Glomeromycota; Glomeromycetes; Diversisporales; Acaulosporaceae
Source: the annotation of a GenBank genome assembly
UUCGACGGAACAACUUUAUUUAACCAAAAAAAUCCCAUCAGGAUUGGUUACGGAUCUAUUUUCACCAUGAGAUUUAAACUUCCUGCCGGUGUGAAACCUGAAAUUAGAGCGUCACUCAUUAACCUGGGGUUCCAGACUCAUUCAGCGCAUAUGUCACAGCGAUAUGUCGAAUUGAAAGUACUCCAGGUGAUAACGGUUGGCAAUGGAAUAUUCCUUGCUAACAUCCAAUCUCCACCACGAGCGAACGUCAUGCCACCGGGCCGCGUAUACGUGUUCUUGAUGCACCGAGGAACUCCGGCAAAUACCGCCUGUGAGGUCUUGAUAGGAUAA